CUCGAUACACAGACUGAGAAAAUGCUUCAAGGGGAUGAUUUUUCACAUGGCAAUUGUAAUGUAAACAUUAUCAAAGAAGAUAAACAGGACAGUCAUGAUGAUUCAGCAAGUAACAUGAAAGUUGUUAAUCAGUCAUCUUUCCUGGAAAAUGAGAAUCAUGUGUCUAAAAACCAAAACAAAAACCCAGUCAAAGGUUUAUCACCUAUUGAGAAUGGCCCAUCCACUGAAGGAAAACCUAAAUAUAACAUCUCACUUACUGACAGCCAGUUGGAGAAUAUUUUAAAUUACAGUAACCAAGUUGCUGAAAAAGAAUCGUAUGUAAAUAAACCUGCUGAGCAAAGGGAAAAUCAUGAGUCCUCUGAUCAUAUUACUGACAAUAGCUUCAACCGGAGCAGCAGCUUUCUGUUUGACAGUCUCUAUGACAACUCCAUCUUGGAUGCCAUGGAGGAAGCAGCAACUGAUCGAGAGAACAAAGAAGAGCAGGUGAUUGAAACACAUGCUAAUUCAAAUGGCUCUUCUCCAGAACUCAUUCCAGAGAGGAGAGAUGUUGUGUCAACAGAGGAUCAGGAAGCCAUCCAAUGGGGCGAAUCAUCUUUCAACCUUUCAGAAUGGGGAGAUUCGCUACUUAUUGGAGAGCAGUAUCUUGAUAAAAUAAACAGUGUUAUCAAGGCUUGUGAUGGCCCAAGAUUGGGUGCAGAGAAGCCCAGCUAUACAGAUGACAUUGUGUCUGAACUACAUGUAUCACAAAACAAUGAGACUCAUCCAAAAGUUUCAUCUGAAAGACGUCAAUUAAACAGUUCAUCAUUUCACAUCAGCCCAGGAAUGCAAGACAUUUUUGAUAAAUGGUCUGAUCAGUUUUCAACUUUAUCUGAGCCUCCAGGGCAGACAAAUUCAAAUGUGGUGGAACCAAAUGCAGCUGCUGUUCUUGUAGAAGAAGCUGUUUCUGUAAUAACAAACCAUGGAAUUGAGCAGGGAGGUCCAAGAAGCGUAAGUACUGAAGAUUUUGUGGUAGUCCAGGCCAAACCAGUGACUCCCAAUGACCUUGUUCCUCCCACACCAGUUUCUGAACCAGUAACACCACGGGUCAAAAUGACCACCUCAGCUGUACAAUCACCUCUUAACGUCACCAAGAACAGGUCUGAACUGCAUCCAAAUUCUAAAUCCAGUACCCAGAAAGAUUAUCAAUCUUGUUUGAGGAGAAACUCAGCAUCAGAGUUAGACACAUCACUGGCUGAUGAGGGCUUUACAAGACUUUCUCAGUGUCCAUCAUUUCCUGCUUCUAACUCCUGCAGUCCAGAAACAUUAUCCAUAAUCGAUGUGGCAAGCGAUAAAAGGCUUUUCCAAACAUUUGUAAAGGAGUGGAAAACAAAGGGCAAAUUUUCUAUUGCUGUUGCCUGUGAGAAGAUAGAGAGCAGCUCAAUGACACCUGAGACAGUUAUAGGUGGAAAAUUCAAAAAAUCUACUACCCCAAUGAGGAACAAAAGAAAAGAUGGCUUCCUCCUGAAGGGAUAUGAGGAUCUUGUUGUCAUUGGCAUGUCUGUAUGCUGGGGCGCAAAAGAUGCUUAUUUUGUAUCUCUACAACAGGAGCUGUCAGACACAGAUAUAAGUGCCAGUUUAGCUCCACCACCAAAAAAAAAAAAAAACACUCCACUUUUUUUGAAAAUAGGCUAAUUUUCCAACUCCCCUAGAGACGCUGCGUAAUAUCAUUGCGCCUGCUGCACCCAUGGUACGGCAGCAAAGUUCCUUGAUUAUUACACCGGAAUAAGAGUAUAGUUCCUAGAUCGCCUUGAAAAUCGCAACUUUUCAUUUUCCGUCGGUCUUGGUACACGAUGUAACUACAGAAGAGUCAAGUUUUAAAUAGGAAAAAUAUCGAAACUCUUUGGUCAUUUUUGAGCGAGAUGCUAACGGUCUAAUCAGAUUCAAUGAACUAUGCUAAGCUAUGCUAAAAGUGGUACCGCCAGACCCGGAGAUCGGCUGAAUGGAUUCGAAAACGGUAAAACUCAACUGUUUAACUCUAGGGGAGUUGGAAAAUGAGCCUAUUUUCAAAAAAAAGUGGAGUGUUCCUUUAAGCCAUGAACCAAGUCAACCAGCAAUGAGGAGAAUCACAACAUUACAAAGUUUGAUUUGGAAAAAAAAGAAAAAAAAAAAAGGAUUUGAAAAUUGGAUAAAAAUACAAAGGUACAAGCCUGUGUACUUAAUGGCUUUAGUGAUAGAAAGAACUAAAAUCCUAUGAAGCAGUGCAGACAGCACAAUCGAAUUAAAAAGAUAGAAAAAAACUACUCAAUUAAAAAUGUUGAUUUUAUAUAUAUAUAAGUUGGUUGCAAAAUAUGCAUAUAUAUUCAAAUAUUUAAGUAUUUUGAGAGUGUAGGGAGGCUGACAAAUUAUGGGAGUGGGUGGAGCUAAAUAGAUCUUUUGGCACCUUUUGCUUGUUUCGACUCUCUGGUGGAAUUUUCCGUACAGCAUCAUGGUAAUGUAGGUUAUCACCAAAAAUUCCACUGUUAAACAAUUAUUUAAAAAAUAAGUUAAUAUAAUGCAGACUGACGGCUUUAACAGAAGCAAAUACCAUUGAUUAAACUCGUAGCUCACAGUAGGGCUGACUUUAACGAUUUAUAAAUGAUUGUUAAAAAUCAAUUACCUUAUAGAGAAAAUGGAGUUUUUAUUUCCAGAACCUGACUGUUGCAUUCUAUUCUUUCUGAAUAUUGCAUUUACCGUGGAAUAUAAAAAAGCUCAAUGGUGACAAGUCAAAUUGUAUU
Molecule: messenger RNA, 2753 nt
Organism: Ctenopharyngodon idella (grass carp)
Lineage: Eukaryota; Metazoa; Chordata; Actinopteri; Cypriniformes; Xenocyprididae
Product: DNA polymerase theta-like
Exons: 3
Coding region: 22-1671 (549 amino acids)
Source: RefSeq, a predicted model, not a curated record